GGUCCAUAAUGCUCCACACGUGUGCACAACACCAGCCAUCCACGUGUAACCUCAAGAUUCACAAAUCCUAUAUAGCCCCCACGAUCAUCUAAACCCACACGAGUACACACCUCUGUAUCUAUAUGUCUAUAUAUAUCUCACAACUCCCAAUGCUGUGCUCCUCAACUCGCAUUAUACUACGAAAAAAUCAAAUCUUGGGACCCAUUUCUGCGUUCUUGUUGUUGACAAACCAGUUUUCAAACAAUUCUAAGCAAACCCAUUUGCGUUUUUCGCAUCGUUCUUCUGUUUCUUUGUUCUCUAAGCCAAUCCGAACAGAGUUCUCGAGGCCCUUGUUGUUUGAUUUUCGAUCGGUUCGUGCAAUGGCUAGCCAAUCCCAGACAGAAUCUGUCCACAACUUCAUCGUCAAGGAUGCUAAGGGAAACGAUGUUGAUCUCAGCAAGUACAAGGGGAAGGUCCUCUUGAUUGUCAAUGUUGCAUCACAAUGUGGCUUGACUAAUUCAAACUACACUGAGCUGAAUCAAGUGUAUGAGAAAUACAAAGAUCAAGGACUGGAGAUUCUGGCAUUCCCAUGCAAUCAGUUUGGAGCUCAGGAGCCAGGGAGCAAUGAGCAGAUCUUAGAGUUUGCUUGCACCCGCUUUAAAGCAGAAUUUCCUAUAUUUGAUAAGGUGGAUGUGAAUGGUAAUAAUGCCGCCCCAUUGUACAAGUUCCUGAAGUCGAGCAAAGGUGGCAUAUUUGGAGACAGUAUUAAGUGGAAUUUUUCAAAAUUCCUGGUUGAUAAAGACGGGAAUGUCAUUGACCGUUAUGCCCCCACUACUUCCCCACUGAGCAUUGAGAAGGACGUAAAGAAGGCACUGGGGAUCGCUUGAGCUCUGCAAACUGCUUCUUCAGUUCUUAGUAAUAAAUGAUGAUGUUGACUAUGAAUAAGCAUCGAUAUGUAAAUGCUUCCUGUAUUUUUAGCUUCACUCAUCGACAUGUAUUCAAGCUGUUGUUUUUAUUUUUGUUUAUGAUUGAAACCAUAACUGGUUCAAUAAAUUGAGAUUUUACUAUCCUAGUGGUAAAGGAUCAGAGUACUUGAUCUAUGUUCAAACCUUGUAGGCAGUGGCAUUGAGAAUCUUAUUUCACAUGCCAGUUACAUGGAUUGAGACCUCCAAACAUGGGGCUGGUUGAGAAUGUGAAUUGCAUCUUAUAACUUACAGGUUUA
Quercus lobata is the source of this 1201-nucleotide messenger RNA. Its product is annotated as probable phospholipid hydroperoxide glutathione peroxidase. Gene Ontology annotation, molecular function: peroxidase activity. The record is from RefSeq and is a predicted model, not a curated record. The transcript is spliced from 6 exons. Gene Ontology annotation, cellular component: cytosol. The coding region runs from base 123 to 866 and encodes 247 amino acids. Gene Ontology annotation, biological process: response to oxidative stress. NCBI's taxonomy places the organism in Eukaryota, Viridiplantae, Streptophyta, Magnoliopsida, Fagales, Fagaceae.